Messenger RNA from Aegilops tauschii subsp. strangulata, 1172 nucleotides. NCBI's taxonomy places the organism in Eukaryota, Viridiplantae, Streptophyta, Magnoliopsida, Poales, Poaceae. The record is from RefSeq and is a predicted model, not a curated record.
ACAAGUGCCGCGUCACAAAUUUGCCCAUUUUAGCGCGCGCGUAAUCGGUAGAGUGUCUCCAGCGGGCGCGCAAUAACCACGCGCGCGGCAUAUAGAGUUGGCGCACGGUCCGAAUCGCCAUCGGGCGCUGCGUAUUUGGGGCGCCCGCUUCCGCGCGCGGCACACACGAGCGCUCGCGCCGCACUCUCUCCACCGCGCCACCUUCGCCCCGCACGCGCCGGCGCCGGCAAACUGACGCGAUGGACGCACGCGCCGGCACCCCUCUCACCCCAUCCUACAGCCGCGAACCCUCCACCGCCGCAGCCGCUGCCGUCGCCGCCGCCGCAAACCCUAGCGCUGGGAGCGUUGGCCUCGCCUCCGCCGGAGCUCCUCCGAGCAUCGGCCUCGCGCGCGGCCUCUUCAUGCCGCCGCGGAUGACCUCGGCGGCGGGUGGCGUCGCGCCGGCGCCCGCCGUGAUGAAGCCACGUGCACCCCCCUCGAAGCUCCCAAAUGCGGCGCGACCAAAGAAGGGCAAGACAUCCGCGAAGAAGAACAAGGCGGCGGACGGCUCCGGCACCUCGAAGGUGUCGAGGAAGAAGCUUGCAGGGCGUGGUGGCUACCGAAGCGCCGGCGAGCUCACUUGUUGAGUCGGCGGCCGACGCGCACAAUGUGUUCGACGAUAUGCCCCAAAGUGUCAACGAUGAUGCAUACAUGUCAACUAUGGGUGUUGGCUCCAACAAUUCGCAUUGGUAUCAAACCAAUGACAUGCAUUUCGAAGACCAUGAGUUCGAGGUGGACGAGGAUGGUGAGGGCAUUGUCGACGCACCGAAAGGAAGAGGAGGCAACUACACCAACGACGAAGACGUCGUGCUAUGCAAAACUUGGUUGGAUAUGUCGAGGGAUCCAUCCGUUGGAGGUGAUCAAAGUAGAGAUGCUUAUUGGCUCCGGAUGAAAGAACACUUUGAUCUUCGCAACGUGAGUGAAAUUGACCGCUCCGCACGAUCGCUUCGCUCCCGGUGGUCGACCAUCAACAGGGAUUGUCAACAAUGGGCGGCCGCACAAAAAGCGGUUGACAAGUUGAACCCAAGUGGGCAUGAAUUUGAACUUUUGGGCACAAACUUGGUUGAAUGAUGUUUGUGAUUCAAAUUAUAUGCCAUGUGUUUUGUGUUGAUGUGUGAAAUUUGUGUCCAAAA